Messenger RNA from Cryptococcus deneoformans JEC21, 708 nucleotides. RefSeq lists its product as hypothetical. The record is from RefSeq and is a predicted model, not a curated record. Lineage: Eukaryota; Fungi; Basidiomycota; Tremellomycetes; Tremellales; Cryptococcaceae. Bases 138 to 545 code for a protein of 135 amino acids. The transcript has 3 exons. Gene Ontology annotation, cellular component: EKC/KEOPS complex.
GUCGUCGCCGUCGUUAUUCUCGCCAUCCGUCGCUCGUUCUUCGCCGUUUCCCGACAUUUCAUCUCGGCAACGAAUAAUCCGCAAUUCCACUUUCUCACACAUUAUUCAUCUCUCACAGCUUUUCACUGUAAAUACAAAUGUCCCAGCCAGGAGAACUCGCAGAUCAGUGGCAUACAGUCACAUUAAAAAUCCCUUUUCACACUUCCGAACAUGCAGUCAUAGCGAGGAGGGCGCUCGAUGUGGAUAGGGAACAGAAUGGCAGUCUGGUGCGAAGAGAGAUGAACGUUGAAGGUGACGUACUAGUCGUUAACUACGCUACAACAUCCGUCCGCCUGCUCCGUCUUUCCACAAACUCAUUCCUUUCUUCCGCCGAUCUUGUACUCCGCACCAUGUCAUCCUUCGCCCCCGAUCCCUCUGACAGAAUACCCACCGACGAAGAACUGGAAGAGUUGAGGCAGGAGGCGAACAGAAAUACCGGUGUUGGCAGGGGAAUAGAACUAAAGGGCGAUGGGAAGGGUGCAGGCAGUGGAGAGGAAGUCAGAUAAUACCCCUUUUCCGCCGAUUGGCUUGGCGUUUAUUUGUGGAGUAAAAGUGGUACUUUUUUUUUCAAUGACCUGUACGGAUUAAUAGAGUGUAUUGUACGAGUACGGUCUAGGGACAUAGAUUUUUCUUUUUCAAAAUACACAAAUGCAAAACGUUUCAUAGCUG